AUGGGCAAGGCGCACUGGCUGGGCGCGCUGCUGCCGCGCCUGCCGACGUACAUGACCGUGGCCAUCGUGGACGCGGACCGCCCGGCGUCCAUGGCGCGCCUGGCCUGGGCCAUGCGGAACGACAACUGCCUCCUGCUGUUCGCGGAGGACCGGCCGUCCGGGCUGGCGCACGCCAUCCUGCACCACGUCCUCACCUUCUCGCGCAAGCUGCUCUGGGCCUCCACCAACUCGACGCGGCCCAGCGACGAGGACCUGGCGCAGGCCGAGAGCGGGCUGCUGCAGACGUGCUCCCUGGAGGCGGUCAUCGCCCUCACCUCCAAGGACGGCAGCACGACCUUCUCCAAGGCGGAGUCGCUGUGCCGGUAUCGGGAGCAGGCCGUGGAGCGCUGGCUGCCGGCCGCGGGGUGGCAGAGCAACGCCCCGCUGUUCGCGCCGCGGUGCAGCUCGUGGACGCGGUCCUCGCCGCCGGGGACCAUCACCCUCCACUACAACCGGCCCUACUCGAAGAGCCAGAACCUCCUCGACCACCCGAUAAACCAAGUGAUGAUAACGCUGGCCGACCGGAUGGGCGAGCGCUUCGUUUCGAUCUACAGCGGCGACGGAAACUUCUCCGGGCCGAUGGACUUGGCCCUCAACUGCAGGCUGGACGUGAUGGCCUUGGCCAGGCCGCUACACCACGUCGUGCACGUGCCGCCGCACCUGGUGGCCUUCCCCUGGGAGAUGAUGAGGGUGGUGAUGGUGGUGCCCUCCGACAUGGGCCGCAGCAGGGGCCUUUUCCACACGCUGACGGGGGAGCUGCAGCCUCCGGUGUGGGCGGCCGUGGUCGCCGCGGCGGUCGUCGUCCUGGUGGGGCUGACGCUGCUGUCGCGGGGCCGCCCAAGGGGCCGCCGCGCCGCGGACGUGCUCAACGUGCUGGCGCCGCUGCUGGGCUCGCCGUCACGCGGGGUGCUGGCGCCGCAGCGGCCGCUGUCCGGCAGCUGGAUGUUGGUCUGCAUCGUGCUGGUGGCCGCGUACCAGGGCACGCUGCUGAGCCGCCUUAGCAAUGGCGCCCCCGUCGAGCAGCUAAUGUCGUACGCGGACCUCAUGGAAACGAACCUCAGCGUCCUGGCCCCCGACGCCAUGUUCGACGACGCGCUGCCGCCCGAACUCUACCCCCGACUCAUCUACACGUCCGCCCUCUCCAACGAAAUGCAGCUGAGUGAGAUGGCGCAGCGCCGCGACGCGGCCAAGCUGCUGAGCGUGGACUUCAUCAACAGCCUCGUCCCGUUCAUGGUGCCCGUCAAGCUGCUGCACGCCUUCACAGUGCCCACGCGCUUCGCCCGCUCCAUCUUCUUGACGGCCAAGAACUCCCCGUACGAGGAGCCGCUGCGGCAGAUCCUGGGCCGCGCCCACGCCAGCGGCCUGCUGUGCCACUGGAACUCCAUGGGCGAUUUCAACAUAAGCCGCACCAAGCAGCGCGAGAAGCUGGUGGACAGGCACAAGCCCCUAGGAUGGCGCAACGUCCGCGCCCUGUUCACGGUGUGGGCCGCGGGGCUGGCCGCCGCCCUGGCCGCCUUCGCCGUGGAGUCGAUCCCGGCGCUGGCUGGGGAUUAGUUUGUACAACGUCAAGGAGAGCGCUUA
This is a messenger RNA of Thrips palmi, 1620 nucleotides long. RefSeq lists its product as uncharacterized. The transcript has a single exon. Lineage: Eukaryota; Metazoa; Arthropoda; Insecta; Thysanoptera; Thripidae. The record is from RefSeq and is a predicted model, not a curated record. The coding region runs from base 1 to 1593 and encodes 530 amino acids.